UAUUUAUAUUUAGUGGUUUAUUAGUUUUAUAGCGUUAGCCUAUUAUUAUUUUUUAUACUUUUUUCAUAAACGAUGAAGCAUUUGCAAUUUGUGCUCGUUUUGGCCAUCGCGGUCAACGUGUGGGAAUGUGGAGACGCCAAAUUCGGCGAGAGAGGAGAACUGAACCCCAGGAGAAGGAGAUGUUAUGACGGGAGUUUGCCCAAGCGCCUGAAGAAAAGGGAGAGAAAACUAUUGCUCGACGGCGGCGGCAGCGGAGAUGUUUGUCACAGGUUGUACCCACGCGUGUCCUGCUGUCCCACCAGGAGAGCCGCCUAUCAGAUCCUGCACCGCAGGGAUGCCAGGAUUUUCUCCACUAAUAACACUGAAUGCGGACGCCUCCUGGAGGAGAUCAAGUGCGCUCGCUGCUCCCCCAAUGCCCAGGUGCUGUUCCACUCCUUGGACACGGAUAAGAUGCCACACAGGGAGCCCGACCUGCCGCGGCUCUGCCAGGACUUCUGCCGCGAGUUCUACUACACCUGCCGGGGGCACAUACCAGAACUGUUUCAGGCUGAUGUGGAUGAGUUCUGUCAGUACUAUGGACGGAGAGAUGGCACGUCUAUGUGCUUUCCAGACUUUCAACGAAAGCCACGAGUACAGGAUUCCAACUACUUGGAAGAUGAGAAAAUAGAAGAUAUCAGCAGGAAACACAAACACAACUGCUACUGUGCCCAGGAGGUGUUGAGUGGUCUGAGGCAGCCAGUGGCUGUGGUGCAUUGUGGGGAUGGAUCUCAGCGCCUCUUUGUCCUGGAGAGAGAGGGAAUUGUCAGGAUACUCACCCACGAACUUGAGCUGAUCAAAGAGCCCUUCUUGGAUAUUCACAAGCUGGUGCAGAGCAGCCUGAAGGGUGGAGAUGAAAGGGGCCUGCUAAGCCUGGCAUUCCACCCCAAUUACAAGAAGAAUGGCAAGCUGUACGUCUCCUACACCACCAACCAGGAGCGCUGGGCCAUCGGACCGCACGACCACAUUCUCCGUGUGGUGGAGUACACCGUGUCGAGGAAAAACCCAAAUCAAGUUGACACCAGGACAGUGCGGGUGCUGAUUGAAGUGGCGGAGUUACACAGGAAGCACCUUGGAGGUCAACUGCUCUUUGGCCCUGAUGGUCUAAUGCACAUCGUACUGGGAGAUGGAAUGAUCACCUUGGAUGACAUGGAGGAGAUGGAUGGACUCAGUGAUUUCACAGGGUCCAUCCUCAGGGUCGACGUGGACACAGACUAUUGCACGUCGGCCUACUCUAUACCACGGGACAAUCCAUACUUUAACAGUACCAACCAGCCACCAGAAAUCUUUGCCCACGGAUUACAUGACCCAGGCAGGUGUGCAGUGGAUCGACACCAGAGGGAAAACGGGAGUGUUCUGAUCAUGUGUACAGAUGCCAGUGGCAAAAACUCCUCAACAGGAAGAAUAUUGGAAAUAGUAAUGGGGAAAGAUUAUGAAAAUGAGCCCUCCAUCUACGACUUGCAGUCCAGUGGGGGAGCGCAACCUGUGGGGGGCUUCAUCUACAGGGGAUGUCAGUCUAGAAGGCUGUACAGCAGUUAUGUGUUUGGAGAUAAAAAUGGUAACCUUCGGAUUCUGCAGAAAUCCUCAUUUUCAUCAUCAACAAGUGGUGACCAGUGGCAGGAGAAAGCUCUGUGCCUGAGCUUGGCCGGCUCUUGUGGAUCUUUAACAGCGGGACACAUCUUGGGUUUUGGAGAAGAUGAACUGGGUGAGGUCUACAUACUGGCAAGCAGUAAAAGCAUGGCACAGUUACACAGCGGGAAACUCUACAAGUUGGUGGACCCUAAAAGGCCCCAUGCCCCAAAGGAGUGCCAACGUCAAGUGGAGCCUCCAGAGCUACUGAUGACGGCUUGUUCUAGACAAUGUAAGAACGGACACUGCACUCCGACGGGCAAGUGCUGCUGCAGUGCUGGCUGGGAGGGACCAUUCUGCAGAAUUGCAAAAUGCGAACCGGUCUGCAGAAAUGGAGGAGUGUGCAUAGAGCCCAACUUGUGCCUGUGCAAAAGUGGCUACUCCGGCGCUCAGUGUGAGAGCAGUGAGCGGGGAAUGCCCAACGAUCAGCAAAAAGACGGCCUACUGGACCACAUCAUUGACAUGACUUCGUACCUCCUCGACCUAAGCACCUACAUCGUAUAGGGGUGUACAAUGGGAGGAGGCCAUCAUCCUAAAGUGACACAAAUCUACCUACCACCACCAGCAGGCGCUAAUGAGGUGUCCUUAAUAUGGCAUCUUCUUGUUCCACACAAGCAUGUGUAUACACACACAUACACAUACACAAAUACGCACAGGCUCCUCGUCAGGCUGCGCUUCAUCCACAUCUCCAUAACCAAACUCUUCCUUUUCCAACCUAUAAGCUACUUGCUCUUGAGCACCAGGCCUGGCAUCCAAGCCGUGUUCACAUUUCAAGAGAUGUGAGAUGGACUGAGACAUUCUCUCUGUCAUUUGUGCACGGCUGACUCCUCGUUAGGGUCAACACUUGCCACAGAGGACACUGCACAGGAACAGACCGUUUUAACCUGAGACUUUGUUUUCUGGGGCUGUCAGUCGCCUUAUGUAAGACCCUGAAAAAUGGAGUUUGAAGAUGUUUCAGCAAAGACAGUCCAGGAGUUACCUAAAGACUGAAAAAUCUGAGGAAUGGCAACAUUUUUGAGCUCAAGAGCUAAUUUUUUUUCCAUUCAAAUACAGCAAAGUAAAGAUGUUUUAAAGAACACACUGCUUCUCAGCCUCACUUAUACUGUCAUCGUGCAGAGCUGCAGUCCUCUGUGCUGUUCUAUUCUAAAGGCACACUUAUGAUGUAUUUAGUUUGUGAGCACAUUGUCAUAAAAGGUAUAGUGGUAUACAGUACGUGUACUUUGGUAGAGACUUGUUAUCGCUUGUAAUCGAUGUACAGAAUGGCUCUUCGGCAGAGGACUAUGAUCUACACGUUGUACAUUUCAAAGCCAGUCUCACAUGAUCUGAACAGUCUCCUACUCCUGUGCACUGUAUUUGUUUCUUUCGUUAACAUCGUUACUCAUAAAGAGUUAAGUGAGAGUAGCUUCGGAUCCACACCGACACAGAUCUGGUUUAAUAAACUCCUUCCAUUGUGUCACACACUGAACCUGAACCCAAACGCCGCAUGACAAAGGGAAGAGACAGCACAGUGAUGUAUAUUUCCAAUAGACGACUUAGCAUUGCAAAAACUAUAACAAUACUAUUAUUAUCAUAGAGGAGGGUUUAUUUUUUUAUGCGUAAUAAUAUAUGGGAGAGAAUGGUGUUUAUAGAAAGCAGUUUUAUUACCUUCAUCAGCUCAUAUCAUUUCCUGUUCUUUUAAAUGCUGUAGUGCAUAGUUGAACCCAAACAGACUGAAGAAACCAACUGCCUUAAACUAUUUACUCAAGUGCAAAUAAAACAUACCAGCUGAUGUAAUUAAAGGAGAUGAAACUAAUUAUAUACAGUCAAAAUAAAUAGGCUUCACUGAUUAAAAACACUUUGAAUUAUUUGGGUUAAUUCAACUUAAAUGGGUUAAGGUGGUUUCCUGAAGAGUUCAACCCAACUCAUCAGCUUUCACAGUGCAAAUAACCUUCUUCCACUGUUGAGAAAAGUUCACCAGAAUGCCUUGUAUUUUUUUUAAUGCAUGUCUAUGCCUGCACAGAGAAAUGUGAGGCAGGUGGAUGAGUGAUUCUCAUAUUUUACCUUAAGAUAUGGCAACAUUACCGCUGUCAGUAAUGUGUCUCGGUUGUGAAAUGAUCAAAGAUCCAGUCGGGCCAUCAGGUCGCUGCUGAAUCAGUUGACAGUUCAAGGGAGAUGUUAUCUGCAGAGGGCACGUUUAAGAUUAACCUGAGAAUCUCUCUCGUGGAGAUACUGUAAGUGUGAGAAACAGUUCAGCUCCAUGUGCUCCUGCAGGUUAUAUUGCCCAUAUUUCACUUCACUGCAUAAUCAAUGUUAUUAAUACCUCUAAUUUGUGGUUUAAAGUUGCAUACUAUCAGGUUUUAAUCUUGUUUCCCUUGAUGAUUUUUUGAUAAAACAGUUGUCACAGGUCAUUGAAGAUCAGCAAUGUCUCAAAGCGCAUUUGUUUGUGUUUCCAUCUCCCACUUUGCUUGUUUUGCAGAAAAAAGUCAGCUCUACCUGUUCUAAUGAGGCAAAAUGGAAUUCAUGCUGUAAAAAUGGAAAGCAUCAUAAUUUUAGCACUUAAUGUGAACGUUGCAUUGUAGCUGCUGAGAAGGCGUGGUGUGAAUAGAAUAACCAUUUGCAUUAUUUAAGUAGUUACACAAAUAAAAUAAUUAUUUAAGUUCUCUAUGUUGUUUUUACCAUUGUACUGUAUGUGACAAUUUUUUAUACCUCUAUUGUAAAUAAAGCUAGGGAUAACUUUGUUUCUCUUCAGAAAUAUCAAUAUGUGUAUUAAAAUUUAUAGCAUGUCUGAAA
Molecule: messenger RNA, 4434 nt
Organism: Thalassophryne amazonica
Lineage: Eukaryota; Metazoa; Chordata; Actinopteri; Batrachoidiformes; Batrachoididae
Gene: hhip
Product: hedgehog interacting protein
Exons: 13
Coding region: 73-2169 (698 amino acids)
Source: RefSeq, a predicted model, not a curated record